AUGGCGACUUCCAUUCCUUUGCAGCUAUUUCCCUCGACCGCAACUCAUCCACCACCACGAACUACCAGCCUGAGGAACAGGCCGCAGCCGGUCUGCGUACAGCCGAAAGAAGGAGAGCUGAAAGGCCUCGCCUUGCAAAUCACGACCAGCCCGAAGACAUCGCCACGCAUCCACCCUUCAGCAAACACGUUCAAGCACUCACUCUUUUGCGAGCCUCCGACCUCGCCUGACUUCGUAAAACGGACCAGUCCGUUCUUGCCUCAACGUCGGCAUGCUCGCCGAUCCUUGACCAGGCCAGCAUCUCUGAUGGGACGAAGUCCAGAUUCGUUCCAGAUCACCACUGACUUGCAACAUCUCAAUGAGCAAGACGAGCUCCGACCUUUACCGGUCAACGUCGAUUUCGGUGGUGGUAGCAAGGUACACCGCAGUCCUUCGAAGCGCCUUAGGCAAUCGCCCGUCCUCGAUAGCCCUACGCCCUCAAUUACUCAAGCAACCGAGCACCUUGUGACGGAUGGUGACCAGCUCUCACCUUUGCCCGAGAAGACAAGGUUCUUGCCCGCCUCUCCAAGAUCGUCCGAGUUCCCGACAUCACGGCAAGGCUCGUCAGAUCUAUCGCAGCUCAACAGAUCGACAGAUCAGAAGACCAGCAGCACAACUCAUGGCUCCCCGCCGUUUCCAGAGAACAGGUCCAUCUUUCCGCAGUACGACUCAGCUAAACCCUUGGUCCAGCAGAACUAUUAUCCCACAGACCGAGCUUAUGCUCAAGCCUUACCAAGCGACAAGAUUAGCAAGUUCGGCAACCCUGUCGAGCGACCACUUGUUCAGCGCUUCGACUCUGCUGUGAAUCUGGUCAAUGGGUAUGAGCAUAUACCAUAUGCCGAUAAUAGCGAUGUACUGUCGCUCAACAAGGCAUCAGAUGGCCACUUCCCAGUCGCUGGCAGGAAAGUGCAGAUUCGCUUGUACCAGCCAAGCAGUCAAGGUACUUCUCUGGUCGUGGGUCUUGCAGCAGACCAGCCGAUCUUCUCGUUGGUCAAGGCGAGUCCAAUAUCUCCAUCGCAGAAAGGACAAGACGUGAGGUGUUGGGCUGUGGAGAGGCUCAAUCCGACAACGAACAUUCCCCAGACAGUGACCCAGCUCGCUGUCGACUGUACCACGACUCCAGAAACCAAGUGUGAUGCUCACAUCACGACUAUUUUCCCGCAAGUGGCGGCCUACCAAGCUGUACAGAGCGCUGCGAACUCACCAGAGGCUAUGGCUAUUGCAACCUUUGACCCGGCGGCCACAUCUCCAGAAGCUGCACGGCUCGCACAAGCUGCCAUCGCCUUUGCACAGCAAAGAUAUGGUUGCAACCUCACGCGUACUACAAGGAAGAGGGACAGCUUGGGCGCAGUCAUCGCGUCUUACAAUCUAGACCAUCCCGUGCUUGGCACAAUGGUCAUUACCGUCACCAAGUCUUACAAGUCCGCUACCUCACGCGAGCCACGUGCCAAGAUCGGCAUACAUCAUCCUUCUGCAACACCAGCCGCCAUAGCCGCAGAGAACUUAGUUCUCGCCUUCCUCGACUUCGCACGCGAUACCUGUGUAUUGGACCUACCUGCUCUUCUCGCAUUGGACAGCGCCUAUAUGGUCGACACGGCGAUCAGUGCCUUGUUCGCCGUCGCCGCGAUCGAGAACACCAUGGUACAAACAGAAGCCAUCACGUUCGCACCACCACCAAAAUCACCCUACGCGGCGAAUGACAAGGCAAGCAAGAAAGCUCUGGCAAAAGCCAAGAAGUCUUCACGAUGGUCGAAGCGUUCGUCUCGUGUCAUUGACAGCGUGUCGAAAGAGUUGGUUGGUCAGCCAGCAGAUGUCGGCAAGCCAGUACAAGGUGCUGUUGCAGUCAUAGGUUUCGGACUGAAAGCUGCGAUCUACAUGCUCGAAGCUGGUGUCAAGGUUGGGGUUAAGGUUGUCAAUCAUUUAGCCAGUAGCAGAUAG
Molecule: messenger RNA, 1977 nt
Organism: Recurvomyces mirabilis
Lineage: Eukaryota; Fungi; Ascomycota; Dothideomycetes; Mycosphaerellales; Teratosphaeriaceae
Exons: 1
Coding region: 1-1977 (658 amino acids)
Source: RefSeq, a predicted model, not a curated record